AGAAGAACCGAGACCAUGAAGAACGCCCAUCCGAUCGUCAGCGCGACGACUUCCAGUCCGGUCGGUCCAGAUUCCACGGAUCUCGGCGAGCCGGCGGAGCCGAUCAUCCGGCUGAAGCUACAGAAACCGCUGCACUGGGAGUGGGAACUGACGACGUCCGCCGACGCGCUGCCCGUCAUCCAGCUGUUGGACAAGAAUGGCCGGUUACUGGUGGAGACCACCGGCCGAACGGCGCAGCGGGCGAAAGGCUCCUUCAAGGAGGGCCUGAGGACUCACGAACAAUUCCCCGUCGACGAGUCCAGGGCUAGCUCGAGGAGCAAGGACCAAACCUCCUCUUCGUCGACGCCGUCCACCGCGUUCGUCGUGACGCCGUUUCAGAGUAAUCGCAACAUCGACGGCUUCAGCAGCAAAUUCGGCACGUGCAACUUCGCGCCGCGAAAGUCUCGCAGCGAUGUUAAUAUUAAGGAGGGACGGGGCAAAAAGAGACACUCGUCGACAGUGGAAGAUCCGACGAUGAAGGCGAAGCUGGAAAAAAGCAUCGAAGAGGCGGCGACGGGACACAAGAGGUACUCCGCCGGAGAUUAUCUCCGACAGCAAAUCAUGAACGAUCUACGUACACGUAGUACAUUCGGGAGAACUCCGGAUGAGGUCGCCAAGGACCGAUGCCGAAAGGUCAAAGCGUACCUGAGGAGUCAGAGCGAGAGUCUGCUGAGCCUGGUCCGCGAGGAAGAAUACAGCGGAAACGAAGCGAAGGACACUAACGGACCGAAUGAGAAGAGUCUCCAAGAUCGUAAUGUGAAGAGGAACAAUACGGGCAAUUCUGCAGAAAAGAAUUCGAAUGGAGAAAACAGAAAAGUAAGAUCAUAUUUGCGAGCCCGAAGCGCCUUAAUCCCGACGAAGGACUCGGAGAGUCUCGAACCAAGCGAAGAGGAUAGAGUCAUUGGCAAGAUAAAGGAUGACAUGAAUGAGGAGGAGCUGGCGAGAAUCAGAGCGUUCCUACGUGAAAAGAUACAGAGGCGAAUGAAUAUGGAACAGGCAUGUUCGAAAUUGGCCGUCCGCGCCAACGUUCCGGAAACCGUCGAAAAAGCUGGCAUCAGGAAAAGAUACUCGGACUACAGUCACGAGGAGAAUCAGAGGAACUACAGGACGCGAAAGGUGCGCAGCGAGACGAGUAUUUUGCGAUUCAAUCCCGAGGUGAUCGAGAGAGAGAAGCUAAAGGCCAACAAACAAUUGGAGAAGGAGAGAUCGAUAAACUGUAAAGGCUCCUCGGAGGACUCUCAGCUUCAAAGACAGUCGCGGAACUAUCGGCGCUCGAGGAGCGAAGCCUUGGUCCAAGCUUCGGAACCGGAUAAUCGAUCGAAAUUGCAGCUAAAGAGAGAGUCGUCGAGUCUGGAUAGGAGGAAGGUCUACCGAAAAACCAAGAGCGACGUUUUGCUCGGGCAAAUGACGACGGUGGCAGCUAACGUAGACAGCGCCGGGGACCUCGCAAAUCCCCUGAGACAUAUAAAGAGCCAAGAGAAUGUGGACAAGUCCUGGCGGGAGUACAAAGAGCGAAAAAGAAGCGAGAGACUCCGUCGGGAAUCAGAAAGAGAAGUGCCCGAGGAGGACUUCAUGAGCAAACCGAGGUGGAAGGACCUGCAACGCGAUCUCUGCUUCUCGCGCGACUGCAAGGUCUGCCAAAACUCAAGAAACUGCGUGGACCCGCUUCGCGAUCGUGACGAGCAAACUCGUCAGGAGAACGAAGAGCCGUUGAUGAGGAAAGGGGCCGUCGCGAAAGUUUCCGAAGACGAGACUUCGUCGACGAACGGCAGCAGACCUGGCACCAGCUUGCAGGAAAAUUACUUGCUCGUCGGGCAGAAGAACGAGAGCGGCCGCCAAUCGCCGACCAUCGCCAAAAUUCAAGUGAAAAAUCGCGGCAACGACAUUGGCACUGCGUCCGCGUUAAAUGUCAAUUCCCCGGACUUCGGGUACAACUCGAUUCCUUCGAGGAGCGCCUUCAAGGACUACCGGGAGUUGUACGCACGCUCGAAUGUGAAGAAGAGCGACACCUUCAAAAUUGUCGACGGAAGCGAGGAUCUGGAGGAACGCGCGAACGACUCGAAGAUAAGCGGUGUCGACGGUUCCGAUAGCGAUUUCGGCUAUCUGAACGGCAAGAUUUCGCUAGCGAACAAAUCGAACGAGGAUAUCACUAAGGAUUACUUCAGAAGAGUUUACGAACUGCUGAAAAGGCGGCAAGAAGAGACGACAAAAUCGACGAAUGGAGGCCACGAGUUUCCGGGCCACGAUGACUUUUCGACCUCGAAUUGUGUCGAGGAAACGCAAAAAAAGAGGAAUCGCCGCAGGAAAAAAGACAAAAGCCCGCAAGGUGAGGAAGUGGUGACGGUGCCGUCCACCAGCAACGGUCAGGAGAGCUGGAAAACACAGAGGUUGUCCGUAAACGGUGAAUCGCCGCAAUCGAACAAUCGUCGCCGGCCUCAAUUGCAACCGGUCGUUUCCGGCGGUAAGAGGAACCGGCCGGCGCCGCCCCCGCCGUCGCAGCCGACAUCCUGUAGGGUCAAUGCCAAGGACCGGAUCGACAGAUACUUCGACUGGCCGAACAAAGAGAACACGCCCGGAAAUGCCGUGAACUGUCGCGAGGAGGACCAGCAAACGAAUCAAAUCCAAGUAACCGAGGAAUCGAUAAUGGGCUCGAAUCUGAGCAGACAUAAUGGAAAGGGCCUCACUGGCCGGCGCACUCAAUCUUCGGGGAAUCUGUGCGACCCCAAGGGGAAGCUCAACAGUAUGGGGAAGAUAUUGGUGCCCUGUUCCAGCGCGCAGAGAGAAAGGUACAAGUUUUGCGGCUCGCUGCCAAAUCACUUGGACGAUAAGGACACGCUGGAUGACGAUCGACGGGACAACAACAACGUCUCGUCCGAGAACGUCGGCGGCAAUUUCGGCGGCACGUUGCCGCAUAAGAAACGCUCGUUAGGAGUGCACUUCUCGGACAGCGGGCCGACCGGCACUUUGGAUCUCGUUAAGCACCGAUCGCAGGACUCUUUGGACGAGAACGAUCCUUGGAGGUAUCAACAGAGCGACCUCGACCUCGUGCGAACCCGUCACGGUAACUUCGAUACGGUCAAGAGAAAUCGCAGCGCCGACACCGUGCUAGCCGACUCCGGCAGGAGAUACGGAGGCCGCGGCGUGUCCUCGGAGGACAGAUCCCACCGGAACUCGGACCUCGACCUAGUCGGCACGCUGCCGAAGCGCAAGCAGGACGCCAGAAACAGCAGCGGCAGGAGCAUGGGGUCCAACUCGUCGUCCUCGCAGCCGUGCGUCACCAACGUUCCCGGCGUCGGGGACGACCUGCUGAUGAAGAUGGUGCACAAGCCCGACUGCGAGCUGCUCAAGCAUCGCCAGCAGCUCGCCAAGUGCGUCGAUCUGAAGCUGAGCAAGCUGAGCGGCGAGCCGCAGGACCAGGGAUACGCGUCCGAACGUUCGCCCGAGGACGAGCAUCCGCCGUCGUUGCCGGGCCAGCCGUUUCCAAAUGUCACACCCGAGAGCACAUUCCGAGUGACGCUACAGAAAAGUAGUCGCGGUCUCGGCCUGAGCGUUUCCGGCGGCGGCACCGCGGGGCCCGUCAGGGUGAAAAGGCUCUUUCCUCAACAACCCGCCGCCUUGUCCAACAAACUUCAAACUGGCGACAUACUGCUGGCUGCCAACGGAAUCCCGCUGACUGGCCUUACCAAUUACGCUGCUCUCGAAGUUCUGCGUACGACGCCCAGCACGGUCGAGCUGGUGGUAUGCCGGCUUCCAGGAGAUAGUAAUGUCACGCCACCCGGUGCACCGCCGCCACCCCCAGUAAGACGAGAGCCACCGCCGCCGUUACGUUUACUUAACCCUCUGCCGCCCCUGCAGAUCGAGCCCUGCGGCGAGUUUGACAUCGAGAUGACAAAAGUUGAGGGCAGUCUCGGUUUCACUUUGAGGAAGGCAGAUAGCAGUGCCCUGGGCCACUACGUGCGCGCACUAGUCCGAGAACCGGCUCUGAGCGACGGCAGAAUUCGGCCGGGUGACAAGAUCGUCGCGGUGGACGGUGAGCCGUUGUCGCCGAUGAGCCACGAGCAAGCGGUCCAGCUGUUGCGACAAUGUGGACCGACGGUGAAGUUGCGGCUGUACCGAGAUCUGGCGCAAACCCCGGUCUCGGCACUCUCGCCCACCGAACCCGAUCACCCUCUCCGUCCGCCACGAACGAGUUUGAGACAAGAAGCUGUGGAUAUGCUGUGUGACUUAGCGGUUCGAAAACUAUCACCUGGUGCAUCAAGCGGAUCUAGUAGCUGCAAGCAACAAUCACCUGGUGCAUCGUGCAACUCGCCCCGAAGAUUACGUCGUCUCGCCACGCGCACUUCUACUGCCGAAACCGAUAAGGAAACCCCCGAGAGCAAGUUGCACGACAUGCAAACGACGUCGUCGACGGCCAGCCAAGCGGAGACCACGUCGGACUCGGACCAGUGCUCCGUCAGGACGCAAAUCACCAAUUCCCAGGCGAACACACCUGCGACCGACAUAAUCGAUCCGCCGCCGUUCUACGACGUCUGCGACAACGACGACGAAUCUAAGUCAGCCAAGUCGAACAAUGCAGCGUCCAGACCUCGCUUCCUCGAUUUGUCGGCCCCGCAGGGUAAGCCGCAUUUCCAAUUUUGCAGCGUUGACUCGGACGGUGAAUAUCCCGGGGACGGCGAAGUGAUUCUGGCCGAGGCGGAGCGCAGUCGGCUGGCCGAGCCGAGCUACGAUGACGAGAGGAGCGUGACGGUGCUGUCGAGCGACGAGCACGACAACGAUCUCCCGUCCGAGCCGGCUUCGAUGCCGCCGGUGCUCUCGUCCACCAGCAGCACCAGCACCGUCGCCUUCAGCUACAAAAACCCAGCUUAUCAAAGCGCUAAUCCAGCCUGCGGCAGCGCCGGCAGUGACCCGGCUGGAACCAAGAGCAAGGCCACACACUCGAGCGAUCAGGACAUCCCGGGAAAGAUUCUAGGAACUGACGACCCGGGCGGUAGCAAGGGUCUGUUGAAGUGGAAGGGCGUGAUGUUCGCUCCAAACGACGAGACAGACCACGGCACCGAGCACGAAGAAGAGGCCGGGAGAGACACCACGGAUUCGGUCGCUCCUAUCGAAGAUCUUGAACAAGGCAGCGAGGUGUUCAUGGUGGAGCUGACGCGUGGGUGGAACAGUCGGCUGGGUUUUAGCUUGCAGCCGGAAGGAAAUCGUACGGUGAUAUCGGUCGUGCAUCCUGACAGUGUCGCGGCUAAGGAUGGCAGACUCAGGCAGGGCGACGUAUUACUGAUGGUUAACGAGGAGACCGUGGAGGACAUGUCAACAGCUGAUAUAAUAGAUCUAUUGCGGAAGAUACGCGGCUCGAUAGGCAUCACGGUGAUGAGGAGAUCCAAACAAGAUAAUGUAACGUGACACUAGUCCAGUGCGUGAUCGAAACAGAAAAACCGAAAGAGAUAUGAUCUAAUCGAUAUUGUUCCUUAUCAAUGGAGCCACGGCGAGUUUGAUUUAGACGUAAGUCCGCCGUGAAGAAAGUUCAACCAGGAAAAGAGACGCUGAUUUUCCUCAACACGUUCGUUAAGUUUUAAAUAAUGAGAGAUGGUAGAAAUAAGUAGUAAUUAUUAUUAAAAAAAGAUAAAAAGAUUACAAAAGAAGAAAAUACAAUAAGAGAUGUCAUGAAUGGCGGAUUCUCGACGUUGAAAAAAAAAGUAAACCCGUCACUGUCAACGGUGAAGAACGUUCACGAAGUAGCAUCUUCGUGAGAUACUUUCGCUCUGUGAAAAGCAGCGCGGACGCCUCCGAUCGGAGAAAAAGGGAUCGUCUUCGACUCGGUCGAUCACAAAAGACUGCCGUCGAGAAAUGUUUGCAGAUGCCAUCCAGAUAAUAUCCCUGACGAAUAUCCGGAGAUAUAGAGUGAUUAGUUCCCGCGGGAUUCUUCCGAAAGGAAGCCAACUCGCCGAGGAUGCGGGACUAAGAUGUCGUCCUGGGGCAUCGCACUGAAUUCCCGGUUUCGCCCGCGAAUCAAUAUUAUUUACGAUUGCAGUUCCGCUGAAACGUGAUUAUAACGCGAUUCAUCCCAAAAGAACAUUCGACAUGCCGACCGCGCGACAGAUUGCGCAUUAAUUAUAGGAUAAUCGAAGUGCCCUCCCCUAAGUUUGAAUCUCUUCGAUCUCGAAUUAUCGGCGCUCAUUAAUAAUAUUCCUGAUAAUUUGCGGUGAUGUUCACGGAAGAGUGGCGGCCUCUUAUGAUUAAUGCGUAUUCUUCCAACGAAUUCGAGAAUCAAAAAGGAUCAAUCAAAAUACGAUUAGAGAGAAACAAUGCUGCGAAAUGAGACGCGAUCGGCUCAGUCGGAAACUAAUUAUCUAGCAGGAAAACGAUCUUAAUUACGAUCUUAUCUUUUUUACGAAAUUGCGGUAGAUAUUGUAUAUAGUUGUAAAAAGAUAUUCUUUUAAACAAUGUAAUGUUCACGAGCGUGGGAAGAAAAACUCAUUUGGGAGCUUGUAGUAGAUAUCUUACAUAUCUCUAUAAAUCGUGCAUAUUCUAUCAAUAUACUUAUUUGAAAAAAAAAGAAUUAGAGAGAAUUCUACAAAGGAUAGAAAUUUAAAUAGCAGAAGUAGCUGUAAGUGAAUUUGACGGUAAUGAUAUAAUUUUAUUUUUCCCUGACGUACACUUAAAAUAAUUCAACUUAUGACUAAAAUUAAUAUUGGAUUUCAUAUUUUUCCGAAGGCGCUGACAAUUCCUCCUCCGAUUCCUCCGAAAAUAGAGCUACGCUAAACAUGUACCGUGUAAAUACUGUAUUUUUAUCCCAGAAAGUGUAACUUUACCGAAAGAGCUUGUCUAUUAUCGCGAAUUCAUACGAAUAACAAAUGUAGAUUAAUUAAUUUUACCCCCCCCCCCCCGCCGUCGUGCAUGAGAAGUAAAUUUCACGUGAAUUCAUCGUGAGGCAGCUAACGUUUCGGCUUUAACUUCGUCCAUUCGUGAUUAGAUGAGAAUUUACAAUAAUUAAUAUUCGUAAUUAAAGCGUGUGAUAAAAGGAACUCGACGGAGUUUCCUUACUCAAGCGGAAGAGAUAAUCUAUUUUCAGGAAUUUCCCUUUAAUGAUGAAAUAAAAUUUAUAAAUAAAGUAAUAAAUUUAACUGACUAAAUAAAUAGUAAGAGACAAUUGGCCUUUCUUGCGGCGAAGUUAGUUUUUUCGCCGUAUUAAUAUUUAACUUCUUUGAGGCUGCUAUCUCUGGUCUCUUAGCGAAUCAAAAGACAAUCUAUCGUAAGCGCCAGGAACGAGUGAAUCGUGAAUGGGUCGCUGACGAAUCUGACGAUAAAUGAAUUGUGACUACUGCUUGUAAGAUAAUGUCUCACGCAUCUCUAUACAUUUCGAUCUUCCCCGGGAAGACCGGCAGAUAGCUACGCACGGGAUAAAAGCUAGAAUCGCUUGUAGCAUGUAUACUUGAGGGAUGUAUCAACGUUCGAGUAACUACCUCGCGUGAUGCCAUACCACAGCGGAACAGAGACUAUUGUUAAUUGCGCGAAUCUGUUUAAGGAAAAAGAUAUUUUAUGCCUGAAAGCAUGUAUUUCCUGAUCUUAUGUAUAUGUAUCCUUAAUCAUGUAAUGUCAAAUGAUCACAGAAGAAAUGAUACUGAUCAUUCUAUCAAACGGUUAAUGUUGUAGAAAAAAACCGCUAAAUAGGGGAGCUAGAGACAGAAGCUUGUCAAAGUACACGAACCGUUUAACAUUGUUACAUCAACGACGCUUCCCGAGCCGUAGAAAAAUUUUCGUUCCUACGAUAAUGACACACCUCGCACGCAAGCGAGGAGAGAGGUGUCGGCACGAUAUAAAGUUUUAACAAUCUAUAACAGUGCAAUAAUAUUAAGUAAAACUUAGAUGAGAACGAUAUGUAAUGAAUGUGAUAGUCGUUCCGUUUAGAACAUUAGCGCUGUAAAUCUACAAACUUAGACGAGUUUAUCGUGCGAAUUACACAGUAUGUACAUAAAGUUAAUUGUACAAUUGUAUAAAUCGAUACCAAAGUUGUACUAAUAUCAAAGUUGUGUAAUAUCAAAGACGAAUAUUUUACUGUGUAACCGAUUGUUAGAGACGGGCAGCUAUAUUUUGACAUUACGUUAAGCUUAUUAAAUUAUUGUUAGAAUCUAUGAACAUACAUUCGAGAUAUGUGUGUAAGUUUUAUCGAAAGUUGCACCGAUCGUUUUAUCGUUCAAUCUCUUUCCUGUUUGGUAUUAUAUGUACAUAUAUAUGUAUGCAUAUGUAUAUAUGUGUAUAUGUAUACAUGUGUAUAUGCAUAUUGAAUAUAUAUAUACAUAUAUUCAAUAAAAUUGUUUCUUUGAUAAUGAUUUCAAUACUAUUCCUAACAACACACUCAAAUGACAUAGUAAAAUAUAUAGGAAUAGGAAAUAUAUUGCGAAUAUAUCGAA
Messenger RNA from Vollenhovia emeryi, 8447 nucleotides. RefSeq lists its product as uncharacterized. The coding region runs from base 16 to 5439 and encodes 1807 amino acids. Gene Ontology annotation, molecular function: protein binding. Gene Ontology annotation, cellular component: adherens junction. The record is from RefSeq and is a predicted model, not a curated record. The transcript is spliced from 12 exons. NCBI's taxonomy places the organism in Eukaryota, Metazoa, Arthropoda, Insecta, Hymenoptera, Formicidae.